Eremomyces bilateralis CBS 781.70 is the source of this 1185-nucleotide messenger RNA. RefSeq lists its product as uncharacterized. NCBI's taxonomy places the organism in Eukaryota, Fungi, Ascomycota, Dothideomycetes, Eremomycetales, Eremomycetaceae. The transcript is spliced from 5 exons. Bases 229 to 1104 code for a protein of 291 amino acids. The record is from RefSeq and is a predicted model, not a curated record.
GUUGGGUCUUAUUUGCCGGUCGCUCGACUCGUUGCUGUCGCCCAGGUGCCCAACCGAGGAUCCCUUGCAACCCUGUCUGUCACCUGCCAUCUGUUGCAGCUUGCAAAACACUUUCAUCCUCUGGAAGGCUUCAGUUGCUUCCCGGACUGACAUCAGUGCGAUAUCUUUUCCAUCAUCGGGUAUCAUCAUUCCGGAUCUGAGUCUAUUCUCAUACUUUUCGCCUCUAUCAUGCCCAAGCUCGAAUAUAAAUGGUUUAUCUCUGGGGAGGGAAUCUCUCGUGAAGUCAUCCAGGCCGACAUCUGCCGUUAUCUUGGAAACGACGCACUCGUCAAGCCCGGUUACGGCACAGGUGAAAAUGAAGUGAGCUUGCGCACUGUCGCUUCGGUCACAUCGCGAAAGCAAAUCGCUGACUCGAUAUCGAAGGGUGUCUACGGAUAUUGGAUCGCUGCAUAUCGGGCCUUGACCACUGAGAUGACCUCAGACCUCAAGACAGAUUCCACGCGAUGGAGUCAAGAACAGGCGCGAUCAAGGGAUCCGCGAGCUGCCUAUGAGGAUUCGCAAGUACACCAGUCCAGGCAAUAUUGGGGACCAACAGCGCCAGGGAGUAGUGCACCAUCUGGAUAUACGCCCACUGGAGGAGCAAGUUCGUCGCACCAGGGUUCCACAGGCCAUAAUUAUUCCGGCGGUUCCACGUACCCUCAGGCUGGACAAGCAGGCAGACAGGGUCAGUACGCUCAGGCAGCAUCUUACUCUCACCAAGCACCGGCCUAUACAACCACGUCAAGUUCCCAGGCAUCGUACCCAGCGCAGGCAGGAUAUCCGGCUUAUCCUCCCCAAGGCGCGUCCCAGCAGGAUCCUUAUGCGGCCACUCAGAACUACCCCGGAUACCCGCCACAGCAGCCUUAUCAACCAGCGGACCCCAGGAAUCCCCAGAAUCCAUAUGGUUAUCCGCCACGUGAAGGAGCCGCGUCUGGAAGCAACCAAGCAGGAGCAUAUCCAUAUCCUCAGCAGGGAGGCUAUCCGCAAUCGCAAAGACCCGGACAAUCUGCUCCGGGAUUUGACCAGUACGGUCGACCUAUCAACCCUAAUCAAUAUGGCCGAUAGAACCUGCCGCGCCGUUACGUUAACGACUUGACGAUACCUCUGUUAUCUGUGAGUAAAGUACAUCAUAGACUGGUGCACUUC